Messenger RNA from Monomorium pharaonis (pharaoh ant), 1167 nucleotides. RefSeq names its product odorant-binding protein 59a (gene Obp59a). The transcript has 6 exons. Gene Ontology annotation, molecular function: odorant binding. The record is from RefSeq and is a predicted model, not a curated record. Lineage: Eukaryota; Metazoa; Arthropoda; Insecta; Hymenoptera; Formicidae. The coding region runs from base 321 to 980 and encodes 219 amino acids.
ACCCGUUCUCAUGCGCGAUCGAAGCCGAUUGGUGGCUCAUGCGAACCUGCCUUGCGUAUCUAGCCAUGUGACUCAAUCCUACUGCAAGGUUUCUUCUCAAGACUCUCUCCUCGUAUGACCAGCGUCUCGUGCACACGUUAUAGUAAUAUAAGUUUAUACGACGCAAUAAACUGUGUUCACCAAUUAUCUAACCUUGUUCCACUCUGCUAAUGCUGUAAACCCACUACCUACCAGUACGGCAGCGAUCAAGCAUACACAAUAAAAAGUCAUUAAAAUGCAGAACAGGUGUUCAACAGACGGACGAUCAAUACCGGAAGAUCAUGCAGAUUUGCAAAAAACGAUCUACAACUGAUGAUGAUGAUGAUGAUGAUGAUGAUGAUGGUGAUGAUGAUGAUGAUAAUUAUAGCAACUCUUCAACAAAUAAAGACGAUAAUGAUGAUUCUUCAAACGUAGAUUUGUUUGGUACAAGGUUCUUCAUAAGUGGCGGUAGCAAGUACUCCAUCACGCAGUGGAAAAAUGCUAAUGAGAAUCGGAAUCGUGGAAAUGAUCAGAGAAAUGGUAACAAUCGACGCUAUUCUGUCAGUUAUACAAAUAAAAAUUGGGGAAACGCUCAAUAUCCUUCUCAUGGCAGUAACAAUUUUAAUUAUUUUGACGGAACUGGCAGACCGAGCUACGAUCAGAUAUAUAAUGGUAACUCUGGGAACUAUGAUAAGCAACAAGAACAAACCUGCAUCACGCAGUGCUUCUUCAACGAAUUAAAUAUGGUGGAUCAAAGGGGAUUUCCUGAGCAAGUUUCGAUCAUUCAGUUUUUGACGCGUAACAUACACAAUCCAGAAUUACAAGACUUCAUAGAGGAAGCUGUUAUAGAAUGUUUUCAUUAUUUGGAUUCAGAUAUAAGGAACAAAUGUUAUUUCUCAGAAAAUCUCAUAACCUGUUUGAUUGAGAAAGGAAAAGAGAGAUGCGAAGAUUGGAAUAAUUAAUAACGUUAUAAACAUCUUACCUAUAUAAUAAUUUUUGUGAAAAGAAGAAACAAGAAGAAAUAAAAACAGGAAGAAUUAAUCAUUCUCAUAAAAGUGUGACUUGAAUAGAUAUAUUAUUAUAUAUGUAUACACUUAUUAUAAAACAUUGUAGUGCACAUGUAAUAAUCAUAAAAAUAUUUAAAUUAAA